Aquila chrysaetos chrysaetos is the source of this 5341-nucleotide messenger RNA. Its product is annotated as cytochrome P450 1B1. The record is from RefSeq and is a predicted model, not a curated record. Gene Ontology annotation, cellular component: intracellular membrane-bounded organelle. Gene Ontology annotation, molecular function: steroid 17-alpha-monooxygenase activity; iron ion binding; heme binding. The coding region runs from base 1379 to 3007 and encodes 542 amino acids. Gene Ontology annotation, biological process: hormone biosynthetic process; progesterone metabolic process. The transcript is spliced from 3 exons. NCBI's taxonomy places the organism in Eukaryota, Metazoa, Chordata, Aves, Accipitriformes, Accipitridae.
GGUUUCCUUGAUGCCGGGGGGUUUUGCGGCCCCGGUUCCCCCGGGGCGCCGGAAAGCCCGGGGGGCCUUGGAGCGCCGCACCCGCACGCCCCUCGCCAGCCCUCCCGGGGCGGGCGGAGGUGCCAGAUUUAAGAGUAAAAAAAAGCGGCGCGAGCGGGAGAGAAGCGGGAGCGGGGCGGGGGCGAGGCUGGAGGGCAGCGGCGGGGCCGGCCGGGGUGCGAGCUGCCCGGCGCUUCCCUGCCUCCUGCCCCGCCGAGCCGGUGUCAGGUAUUGCUAGGAGGGGUAGGGGCCCGGGGAGGAGAUGGCUGGAGGCUUUCCAGCCCCGGCUCACGCAAUGCAAACUCCGCACGCAACGGGGAGGCGACAGGCGGAGGAGGGGAAGCUCUCCGGCUUCCUCAGCCCCCAAGAUGCAGGGGAGACCUUGCCUCCCGACAGGGAGGGCUGCGAGCCCGCCCGCCACCCCGCUCCCCUCCCGGCACCUCCUCCGCGAAAGCUUUUGGCCCCGGCCAUAAAAGCCUCGGCGGCUCAGCCGCUCCGCUUGGCGAGGGGCCCGAGGGCAGCCGGCAAAUAGCUGCGACCCCCUCAAGCCAGGGGAAGGGCCGGGCAGCGGCGAUUUGUCAGCGGGGCUAACUGCGGCACGCCCGCGCCGCGCCGCGCACCGCGGAUACCGGCGGAUUUAAAGCCGCGAGUACCAAUGCCAGGCGCCCAGUCACGGCUGCUCCGGCUCCGGCUCCGCCUGGGGGCAGCGGUCCGUCCUCCCCGCGUCCUCUGAGCCGCUCGCCUUCUCUCCCUGCAGCGGGCCGGGGUGGCCCCGUCCCGUCCCCGCAGCCCGGCAGGCGGGUGGGAGGGAGGGAGGGAGGGAGGGGGCGGCAGCAGCAGCCUGCUCGCCCCCGGCCCGCGGGGCUGCACCGGCAGGGAGAGCUCCGAAGGGUUAAAGCGCUGGGAAGGUGAUAGUAACUCUGCGCUGGGAUCGGGUGCAACUGGCAUUUUCCUGCACAUGACCUGCCAAGCUCCGGGUGACAGGAACCGGGGCUCCUAAUGAGUUUCCCAGAAGCUGGGAUCUGAACCUCGCCGUCGCCGCUCUCCUCCUGCGGCUGCCCGGCUCCCCUCCGUCCUCGCCGAGGUCUCGGAUGGAAGCAGCGUGCAACAGGAUCCGGGCGGGCUUCAGGCACGCGAGGGGUGCAUAGCAAGGACGCAGAGCAAGGACGCACAGCCCGACUCCGAGCGCCGAGACGGCUGCCGGCGCUCCCCUCCGCCAGUCCCCAGCGCGCCCCCGUCCCCUCGCGCGCCCGGGCCUCUCCCCGCCCGCGGGCGGCGCGGCGCGCCCCAGCCCUUCCGCGGGGUCGCUGCCCGCUGACCUUUCCCCUUCCCUUGCAGCAUGGCCCUCGAGAGGCUCGGGGAAGCCCUGCGCGGCCUCCCCGCCUCGCAAGGCUGCCUGCUGCUCCUCCUCUGCCUGCUCGCCGCCGUCCACCUGGGCAAGCUCCUCCUGCAGCGGCAGCAGCGCCGGCGGCAGAGCCAGCGCCGGGCGCCGCCGGGCCCCUUCCCCUGGCCCCUGAUCGGCAACGCGGCGCAGCUGGGCAGCGCGCCGCACCUCUCCUUCGCCCGCCUGGCCAGCACCUACGGCGCCGUCUUCCAGCUGCGCCUGGGGCGCUGGCCCGUGGUGGUGCUGAACGGGGAGCGCGCCAUCCGGCAGGCCCUCGUCCGCCAGGGGGCCGCCUUCGCCGGCCGGCCGCCCUUCCCCUCCUUCCAGCUGGUGUCGGGCGGGCUCAGCCUGGCCUUCGGCGGCUACUCGGAGCUGUGGAAGCUGCACCGCCGGGCGGCGCACGCCACGGUGCGGGCCUUCUCCACCGGCAGCCCCGCCACCCGCCGGCUGCUGGAGCGGCACCUGGUGGGCGAGGCGCGGGCGCUGGUGGCGCUGCUGGUGCGCGGCAGCGCCGGCGGCGCCUUCCUCGACCCCUCGCGCGUCCUGGUGGUGGCCGUGGCCAACGUGAUGAGCGCCCUGUGCUUCGGCCGUCGCUACAGCCACGGCGACGGCGAGUUCCUGCGCCUGGUGGGGCGCAACGAGCAGUUCGGGCGGGCGGUGGGCGCCGGCAGCCUGGUAGACGCGCUGCCCUGGCUCCAGCGCUUCCCCAGCCCCGUGCGCGCCGCCUACCGCGCCUUCCGCGACCUCAACCGCGACUUCUACGGCUUCGUCCGCGGCAAGUUCCUGCAGCACCAGCGCAGCCUGCGCCCGGGGGCCGCCCCCCGCGACAUGAUGGACGCCUUCAUCCGCCUGCAGCGGGAGCAGCCGCGGCUGCAGCUCGAGCACGUGCCCGCCACCGUCACCGACAUCUUCGGCGCCAGCCAGGACACCCUCUCCACCGCCCUGCAGUGGCUCCUCAUCUUCCUCAUCAGGUAUCCGAACGUGCAGGCUAAAAUGCAGGAAGAAGUGGAUAGGAUUGUUGGAAGAGACCGUCUGCCAUGUGCUGAAGAUCAGCCUCACUUGCCCUACGUCAUGGCUUUCUUGUAUGAAUCCAUGCGUUUCAGCAGCUUUGUGCCUGUUACUAUCCCACAUGCCACCACAACCAACACCUUCGUAAUGGGCUACCUCAUUCCCAAGGACACAGUGAUUUUUGUUAAUCAGUGGUCAGUGAAUCACGAUCCAGCAAAAUGGUCCAACCCAGAGGAUUUUGAUCCAACGAGAUUCCUGGAUGAGAAUGGAUUCAUCAAUAAAGAUCUUACUAGUAGUGUGAUGAUUUUCUCAUUGGGAAAACGUCGGUGUAUUGGAGAGGAGUUAUCCAAGGUGCAGCUGUUUCUCUUUACCUCCAUACUGGUGCAUCAGUGCAAUUUUACUGCUAAUCCAAAUGAGGACCCUAAAAUGGACUUCACCUAUGGGUUGACCAUUAAACCUAAGCCAUUUACCUUGAAUGUUACGCUUAGAGAUACUAUGGAUUUGCUCGAUCAGGCUGUCCAAAGACUGCAAGCAGAGAAAGCAGCCAAUGAAAAUCAGCUGUCAGCAAAUGCCUAAGCAACAAACCUUACAUCUAAAAAUAACCCCCCCUCUCUCUUUUUAGACUUAAAUAAGUUAUAGUUUGUUCUGGCAAUCUUUUUGGAAACUAGCCAGUAUUACAAGUUACAAGAGCAGGAAGAAAAACUGCACAAGGUAUAAUUCAGUCCUCUUUUUAAUUCUAGAAGGAGAGCCAGGGGAACAAUUUAAUAUAUUAAAUGAUAAAACAUAUGCAAUUUGAAAGUAAGCCUUUUCUUUUCUAGCUUGUUCACAGAAAUCGCUGUUAUAAAGAGUUUUUUAUCUACUGACUGGUUGGAGCAUCUCCAGGAACUGUUUAUACAAUCCUUUCCAUGUCUCCAUGCGCUAUGCCUUGAACUCUAAGUUCGCCUUCAGUGACUCCACAUCCCAAAGUGAAAUACCUUAUUAAAAAAAAAAAAAAAAAAAAAAGAGGAGGGUAGGGUGGGGUGGAUCAGCCUGCCUCUGAAUUCACCCUACUGGAAACUGCCAUAGGCACAUGGCAGCUCCUGUGUUGUGACUGCUGGGAUGUACAUUAAUGCCUCAAUGAUAAAUGUUCAAAUGAUUUUUGGUAAAAUGACAAUGUAAAGUCUUGCCUUUAGCAUUCAAAAGUGUUUACAUAAAUGACUAAAACAAGACUUGCUUAUAAGCACAUUUGAAAAAAAAAUUCAUAUUUUGUAGGAGAAUGAACAGAAUGUCCUAGUAUAGUAACUUUUCAUUAAGUUUUGAAAGAUCAGAUUUCAAAUGGCAAGGGUGAUACAAACCAUAUGCUAAUCUGUUCAUUAGCAUAUUUAUGAACAAAAUAAAUAGUUGAAUUAGAAAGUUUUAUAAAGGUAUAGCUGAACUUUGUAUUUCUCUAGUAAAGAGUUAAUAUCCCUGUCCCUAGGCACAUAGGAAAGCCCAGUAAAAUCCACACGGGCCAAGGUAUUUAGAAGUGAGAAUGUGGGGUUUUCAUAUUAAAACUUUCAUGCUGCAAGCCUCAAGUAAAGCGUACAUCAAAUAUACACCUGCUCACUAGUUAUUCUGUAGGUUGAGUUAAAUGGUAUAUCCAAAAAUCAACUAGGUACUUUUAGUACAAUUUUCUCAGAACAAUCUCAGAAGGAAAACUAGCAUUACAUGUCCUAAUUAAUGUACCCAUUAACUGAAGAAAAAGUACUUUUAAAUUUUUUGUAAGGCAAAGGACAUAAAAUAAAAAACCAAAACCAACCAAAACUAUUAUUUUGAAGUAAAACACACAUAUGAAACUUUAUGGCCUUGAACUUCUGUCUAAUGUUUGUGUACACAAAGCUGCAUGUAUUUCUCUAAAGAGCAACCAACCCUAUGUAAAUGCCUGAUUCUGAAAAGUGUUGGGCACUUCUUUAGAGCUGCAUAUGACCUUCAAUAACACAUGAAAUCCAUCAGAAAUGAGAGUACCUCACAUGACUUGCUGUGGUCAGCCUAAUACUAAAUAAGGUAUUAGUAGAGCUAGAAAAAUAAGGGUGCAAUUCUACACAGUAAAGUAGCUCUGCUGAGACCUAAGCAAGUGAAGAUUUGCACUGGGUCUUCUGACUGGGUCUCUCAGACUAAGACUUCAGCCAGUCUUAGUCACAUUGGCUGCAGUGACAGAACUCAUACUGACAUUGGGAAGAGCUGAGUUAACGACACAAUCCUGAUCUUCUUAAGUAGAAGCUUCAUUACUGAUUUUAAAAACGUGAAUCAAGCCUGAAAGUACUGCUCCAAAACCCCAAACAGUAGUAAUGUACCUGUUUAAAGUCUCUGACUUCAUAUGGCAUCUAUCUUCUUUUUUUAGAGCUAAAAAAGUUUUCUAUUACAUACACAAAGGAGUAACCUCAGGUGUUUUUCUGAAUUAUGUACAAGUCUGUGAUAUCCCAGAACUUAGCCUAUACCUGUGAAAAGCUUUAUAAGAUACUCAGCAUUUUCAUAUGGAGAUCUACAUUAGAUCAGAUGCUAGCAAGACAAUUUUCCUUGUACCUUUGUAAGUAUUGUUAUUAAAAAAAAAAAAAUAAAGGAUGUAACCUACAACUGAAUAGUUAUUCUAAUGCAAGGAUCACCCAUUCAUAUUUUAAUAAAAAUGGCUUUUGCAAUUUUGUACUCUUCCAAAAGCUUUAACUAUGCAUUGGCUACUAAUGCAAUGUCCAUUUACACUGCUCAUGUCUGUCAGGGGGUCACACACUAUAUAGCUGUUGGUCCAAAUAAUGCCUUGUAUAAUCGUGAAGUUACUCAAAUUUAGUAGCACCCAUUUAGAAUGUAUGCAGUUGUUCAGUGAGUUAACUUCUAUGGUCAUUUUGAGAUGUAUCAUUGUGUUACCAAAAUACUAAAUAAAAUUAUUCCUACACUGCC